AUGAGUCUGGCGCAGCCGGCCGCCCGCCUGCCGCCGCGGGCGACGUCCGCCGCGGGCUGCCGGGCCAGCUUUCUGCGCCCCGCUGGAAACACCCCGCCCCCGCCAACGCUCCCGCCCCUCCAGCCCGCUGCCCGCUCCGCACCCCGCCCUCCACCACCACCCAGCAGCGGGCCCGCGGCGUGGCCCCGGGCACGCCGCCUCUCAUUCUGCGCCCGACUUGCCUUUCCCGCUGUGCCGCGCCGCGCCGCGCAGAUCGAUAGCCGCGCGCCCAGUAAUCGCUCAGCCGGAGCAGCGCCGCCGCCGCGAACGACCGUCCGUCAUCCCUGCUCAGCUCUGCUCAGCAGGCCGCGACCGCAGCGGACUGCACGCGCCUCUCGCUCCGUCCUCUGCGCAGGCAGCACCGCGCCAGCAGCAGUGUUCUACGUUGGCCGUCCAUCAGCUACGUUUUUGCAUCAGCCGCUGACACAACAAAACUCGAGGAGGGCGAAAAAUUGUGAUUUCACGUCGUAA
Molecule: messenger RNA, 510 nt
Organism: Schistocerca serialis cubense
Lineage: Eukaryota; Metazoa; Arthropoda; Insecta; Orthoptera; Acrididae
Product: transcription initiation factor TFIID subunit 4-like
Exons: 1
Coding region: 1-510 (169 amino acids)
Source: RefSeq, a predicted model, not a curated record